CAACUGCCCGCUUUCUCUCGUUUUCCAUCACUCCAUGUGGGCAUAAGAGCACGCUCCCCGUCAAACGGAACUUGCACUGAGAGUAUCAUAUACCACUGCCCACUCACUCCCUUCCGCUACUCCUUCCCAGCUAACAAAACGCACAAUGCCAGUCGACUACAGCAAAUGGGACAAGCUAGAGCUCAGCGACGACGAGGACUUUGAAUGCCACCCGAACGUCGACAAAGCCUCCAUGGUCCGCUGGCGCCAAGCGGACAUCCACCGCAAACGCCGCGAACGCAAAGACAAACUCCAAGCCCUCGCAGAAGAAUCCACCACCACACGCAAAGCCAUCACCGCGCUCACCCAGAUCACCCGCCUGCCGCCCUCAACGAACCCCGCAGCUCUCACACCGGCCAUCACGCUGUUGAAUGCGGAUUUCCAGAAAUGGGAGCAGGAGUUGAGGGAGAGUUACUUGAAGGCGAUGAUGAGGGAGAGGGAUGCCAGGUGGGGUGCGCCGGAGCCGGAUGCGUUUGUGCAGGGGAGGGUGCCGUAUGGGACGUACACUGAGGGGAUCCUUGCCGCACUGAAUCCGACUCCGGAGGCGAGAGGGGAGAGGGAUACAGCAGAUGUCAAGGCGGCGUUGGAGAAGAGCGUGGAUGAAGCUAUUCGUAAACUGGAAACGCGGCAGAGGGAGUUGGACGCGGAGGUGCAGCGGGAAGAAGCAGAAGCCAAGAAGAAAUUGACCACGGACGACCUGAAAGAAGGGUUCAACAAAACGAUCGUCUCCAAACCCGCCGCUGCACCGCCAUCGACAACAAAAACAUCUCAGAAAACAAUCGAAACUAUCCACACCCCAUCCAUCGCCACCACCUCGGCCACCGCCGCCCCCGCCGCGGGCGCAACCCAACCCACCGAGGAAGAAGACGACGACGAAGCCGACCACAUCACCUUCCCCCCCGCACAACUCUUCGCCGACGCCCUCAACCUCGAUCAAUCCUUUGGCAUCAUCUCCGCCCACCCUGCCCUCGUCUCACAACGGUACUCGGACAUGAUCCUGGCGGAGGGGUUCAGGAUGGAGAUGGCGCGGAAGCCGAAGGAAGCGAAACGAUGCGUGCAUCAGGCGUUGCUUUUGCAGUAUUGUAGUUUGUUGGGGAAGGAUGGGGUCAAUCUUUUCUUCGCGAGACUCCGCUCAUCCCAACCCUCCGCAACAGCCAUGUUCCUCAAAGACGUCAACGAGACCUACACCCGCAUCCAAACCCGCGUCCGCACCCUCCACGCCGAACAGGCCCAGCAAGAAGCCGCCGAACGCGCCGCCCUGCAACAACGACUGGAGGCGUGUACGUUACCCGAUGGGUCGUAUGCGUUACCGGUGGGCGAGGAGGCGGAUGAGAAGGAACGGCGGAGGGCGGAGGUUUUUGCGGGGUUGGAGAGGGCGUUUCAACGUGCGUUGUUGUUAUCGGAUGUGGAUGAAAUCAACGCGCACCUCGCGUCGUUGUCCAAGACGGAGGGGGAGGAGUUGGUGAGGAGGUGUAGCGAGGUUGGGUUGUUGGAUUUGGAGAUUGAGGGCGGGGAUGGGGAUGGGGGGGAGGAGGAGGAUGCGUGAUCUCUUGGUUGCUCAGAUGGAUGCGCUUUUCCUGUGUAUCAUCGUCCUUAGUAGAUCAAUGGCAAAAGAUCGGGCUUUUUUUGCUUGCUUGUUCAAUAGAGUUUUGUGGAUAGUUCACUCAAUUCAUAUCCCGC
Molecule: messenger RNA, 1719 nt
Organism: Fimicolochytrium jonesii
Lineage: Eukaryota; Fungi; Chytridiomycota; Chytridiomycetes; Spizellomycetales; Powellomycetaceae
Product: Cdc37 N terminal kinase binding-domain-containing protein
Exons: 5
Coding region: 146-1585 (479 amino acids)
Biological process (GO): protein stabilization; protein folding
Cellular component (GO): cytoplasm
Molecular function (GO): protein-folding chaperone binding; protein kinase binding; heat shock protein binding
Source: RefSeq, a predicted model, not a curated record